Messenger RNA from Hermetia illucens (black soldier fly), 397 nucleotides. RefSeq lists its product as uncharacterized. Lineage: Eukaryota; Metazoa; Arthropoda; Insecta; Diptera; Stratiomyidae. Bases 70 to 384 code for a protein of 104 amino acids. The record is from RefSeq and is a predicted model, not a curated record. The transcript is spliced from 2 exons.
CGGGUAUAAUAUUUAGAGUUAUGCAUUAAUUCCUUGAACCUGGUGCAGACAACGUAUUUAAUAGAAGAGAUGGAUAUAACAGCCCUCAAUGAAAUCAGCCAAGGGAACUUUGAUAACCUUCUCACAACUACCAUGCUGGUGGAAGGAAAGGAAUAUAAAAUAAAGAAAUUCAAACUGCAGGAUACGAAGUAUGGCACCCGGCUGGCGAUUUUUUUCGAGGAAGGUGGCUACUACUUUCUACCACAACGUUUCUCUGAAAAUAUUAAAAGCCGGAAGCAAGUAAAGGAACUCGACCAGAUUGAUCAUCAUUACUUUAUUUUCGAAGGGAAGGACGAGGCUAGAGGUGGUUUCUUGAAGCUGAAAUUUGUCCAAAAAGAUCAAUAAAUAAAUAAAUGUU